Molecule: messenger RNA, 168 nt
Organism: Linum tenue
Lineage: Eukaryota; Viridiplantae; Streptophyta; Magnoliopsida; Malpighiales; Linaceae
Source: the annotation of a GenBank genome assembly
AUGGGGAGACGCAUUUUCAACUUAAAAGUUGUUUCAAAGGAGUUUGAAGGGAAAAGCUUGGUGAAGAGGCAUAGGUUGAUCUAUUGUUUGCUGCAAGAGGAGCUGCAGAGUGGAUUGAACGCAUUAACCAUUGUUGCCAAAACGCCGGCUGAAGUUGAAGCAACAUGA